This is a messenger RNA of Setaria italica (foxtail millet), 5159 nucleotides long. RefSeq lists its product as uncharacterized. Lineage: Eukaryota; Viridiplantae; Streptophyta; Magnoliopsida; Poales; Poaceae. Bases 106 to 4773 code for a protein of 1555 amino acids. Gene Ontology annotation, biological process: defense response to other organism. The record is from RefSeq and is a predicted model, not a curated record. The transcript has a single exon.
UUGCUUAUUCCGGCGGCUGAUCGAUCAAAAAAAGUUAAAGCUACCGAUCGUCGCCGCCGGCCAGCCAGCGAGCUUGUCGGCGGCUAGCAGCAGGGUUCGGUCGCCAUGGCGGAGCUCGCGGUGGGGGCGGUGACCUCGUUGCUGGGCCUGAUCCGCAACGAGGCGCUGCUGCUGGGGAACCUCGGGAGCGACGUGCAGUUCAUCAAGGAGGAGAUGGAGAGCAUGAACAGCUUCCUCAAGCACCUGGCCAAGACGGCGCCUCGCGGUCCCAGCGGCGAGCCCGACGAGCAGGUCCGGACGUGGAUGAAGCAGGUCCGGGAGCUCGCCCACGACUGCAGCAACUGCAUCGACCUCUACCUGCAGAGAGGCAACCCGGCGGCCCACCGCUACUACUCGUCGGGCAGCCUCCUCCAGCGCCUCGUCUGCUGGGCUCCGUGGAUGCUGGACAAGCUCCUCGCCCAGCACUACGCCGCCAACCAGCUGCGCGAGCUCAGGCGGCGGGCGCACGACGUCGGCCAGCGCCGCCUCCGGUAUGGCGUCGAGGUCCCCAAGCAGCCAACCGGUACAGCAGAAGGAGCAACGACGGCGGCGGCCUCGUCGUCGACGCUCAAAGCUGCGGCGGAGGCGCCGGUAGCUGCUCCUCCUCCUGCUGCUGCUGCACAAGAAGACGAUGAAGUAGAAGAAGACGAAGACCACAGUGAUGGUGAAGGCGGGCAAUAUGACGGGUACGAAGCGGCCAAGACGGCUGUGGUUCGUCGAAGAGCCCUAGAGCCUCGCUCCCUUGAUGACUACUGUGCCGAGAAGAUAGUCCAGUGGCUAGAAGGGGAUGCCGCCAAGAGGGCAUCAACGAUACCAUCAAUCGCCAUUGUUGCACCGGAUCCUGAGGUCGCUGGGGCCAAUGCACCGUAUGCACGCGAAGCUUUGGCUUUCGUGGCGAGCACCCGUUUCAAGCGCUCUGUCUGGAUUAACCUACUCAAUGUGCACAAGAAGGAAUACUUGAGGGUGAUAGGAUACACGAGAACAAGACUCUUCGGUUCGUUCUAUCGAUAUCGUAUUCCUAUGUGGGUAAAGAUAAGAAAUCCGGCAAGACCCACAGACAUCCUCUGCUAUAUCCUGCGUGAAUGCCAGGAGCAGAAUAAGCAAAAGAAACAUCAUGGCGAGGUGCAGGAGCAUGAUGUCAAGGAUCAAGCCUACAAGGACAGAUCCAACAUUCUCGGUGACAUCAGUGCAAAGUUCCAAGAUGAAAAAAUGAAGAAAAAGGUGGUAGAAAUCGUGAGCAAGAUCCAAGAAGUAGAGACCAGCCAUGCGCAAGAAGAAGAGAGAUACAAGUCUGAAGAUACCACCGAUGGCACCGUGGAAACUACGUCUGAUACCCUCUGGGUUAACAAACCCUUGGGCAUUCUCUUACAGGCGCUUCAUUUUCUUCUCAUAAAACCAGGAGAAACCUCUGAUGGAAAAAGUCUCCGCGAAGGCAUCGAGAAGACAUUAUGGGACCAUGAUAAGAUUAUCAAGGAGACGGCCAAGAAGCUUAAACAACAUAUAGAAGCAGUGGAACCUGACUUGGCGAAAAAAGAUGCAGCUGAUCCUGAACAGAAGGAAAAAGAAGAAGCCAAACCUGUGUUCCCAAUUAGUCUUGAUCCGUUCAGGUAUGAACACAUACUGCACAAGAUGUUCCCAGACAACGAGCCCCAGCAAGCCCAGGAAGCUACCACCUCUAGCAGUCCCGAUGGUAGUCGAGCUGCCGCUGCUGAUUCUGGAGCAACUGCUACUACCUCAGUGGGAAACGGUGAGCUCAAAGAAAUCAUCCACAAGAUUGUACAUGGCAUCCUGCAAGACAUCCUAAAGGAGCAACAGCAGCAAUUUCCGCAGCUGCCGGAAGCUACCGGCAAACCUGCAGCGAAGCAGGAGCAAGCCACACAACAUAAGCCAGUUCAUCAUGAGGAGGAUGAAUAUGCCAGUGCAAUCGAAGAAGCCAAGCAAAAGAUUACACAAAUCAAGUCGGAAAUUAAGGAGCAGGUGAUAAUCCAAAUGGUAAUUGACAAGAUUAAGGCUGAAAAAUUCUUUCAAUCUGAAAAGACCUUGAUUAUCAUUGAAGAUGAUGAUAACUAUGUAUCCGGUUGGGAGGAGAUCAGAAAUGCUUUGUACCAGCUGUUAAACGAAGGGAGUGCAAUGAUUGUGACCACCCGGAACAUUCAAAGGGCCAAAGAAAUUUGCAAUCCACCACGGGAGCCCAUAAGCAAUUCUAUUGUUAGCUUGUACCAUGAUAUUUUGCUCCAGUUUACAAGCCAGUCGGUGAAAGAUGCCAGCCAGAUUUUCCGUGACAUACUGGAUAAGUGUUAUCCAAAUGAGUUUUGCAUGAAGAUCUUCGCUCAUGCCAUUUACGCUAAUCCCAACAGGAGCAAUGAAGAUCUGUGCAAGUUGCUUGGCUCCCUGGAUUCACAAAAAUCUCUGGGUAGCAUCAAUGCUAAAAAGAUGAUCAAGUUCUCCUACAAUGAUCUCCGCAAAGAAUACAAGGCCUGCUUGCUAUACCUAGCAAUCUACCCUCCAGGUUACCCCAUCAGCCGGUCAACCUUAGUAGGACGAUGGGUUGUAGAAGGGCUGAUAGCUAAGGAAGAAUGGCCUAAUGCAGUGCAUCAUGCUGAGAGAUGUUUUGAAGCUCUCGUCAAUCGGUGGCUUGUCUAUCCCAGUGAUAUUGGUGGUGUAGGAAAGGCAAAGAGCUGUGUUGUAGGUGAUCUUGUUCACGAGUUCAUUACCAAGAUCGCCAAGAAACAACACAUUGUGGAACCACGCCUAUCACAUCAUUUGGCUCGUCAUUUCUCCAUUUUCAAUGAUGUCCGACUCCGUGGCUCAGAUGGAAUUGAUACUUUCUUGAAAAAGCUCCGUGGAUCAUCUGAAUUUUCAAUGCUUAAGGUGCUAGAUCUGGAAGGUUGUCAUUGUUUCCAGAGAAACCAAUACUAUCUCAAUGACAUCUGCAGGAAUAUAUUACUACUCAAGUAUCUGAGUCUAAAAGGAACAGAUAUUACCCAGCUACCCAGUGAGAUCAACAAUCUCUAUGAGCUCGAGGUAUUGGAUAUCCGGCAAACCAUGGUGCCUGCAUAUGCAACAAGAUCUCUGCUCCUCCUAAAGCUAAAGCGCCUACUAGCUGGCCAUACUGAUUUAAGUUCAAGAAAUGGUGAUACCGACAAUUCAAAAAGGGACAAGAUGCCACUAUUCUCUUUCUUUCAAAGUAAGCAGGCGCCAUUAUUCUCUAGUGUCCAGGCUCCUCUCAAGAUAAGAAAAAUGGCAAACUUGGAGGUACUAUCCAAUGUGAAGGUUUCAUGGACUGGCAAAGAGUUGAAAGACAUUGGGAAGCUAUGGAAGCUUAGGAAGCUUGGUGUGGUUAUCGACGACAAGGAAAAUCUACUCAAUAAUUUGCUUGUAGCAAUAAGUGACCUAUAUGAGUCCCUCCGAUCUCUAUCAGUCUCUACUGUUCCCAGUACCAUAAGAGAAGGCACUUCACCCAAUGGACACUUACCAAAGAAUAUUCGUCGUUACUUGAGAUACCGUCCCAAGCUUCUUGAGAGCCUAAGCAUCCAUGGUUCCACACAUAAUGGUCAGCUUCUUUCCAUAGUAGCCGAAGGUCUUAGUAAACUUGCCAAGGUAACUCUGAGUAGCACCUCAUUGAACCAAGACGAUAUGAAGGUUCUCAGUGAGCUGCCCAACUUACGGUAUUUUAGGCUCAGAUACAAAGGAUAUACAGCCGACAAGCUCACCUUUAAGCAUGAUGGAUUCAAAAAUCUCAAAUCAUUUCUUGUUGAAGGCUCCAACAUGAUGAGCAUCGAAUUUCAGAAUGGAGCGGCUCCAGAGCUCGAGAAGAUUGUAUUGUCCUCCACCAACAUAAAGUCUCUUUGUAGGGUCGGAGGCCUUCCCAAAUUAAAAGAGCUUGAGUUGAAGAAGAACAGAUUUCUUCUUUCAAUCACUGAAGAGGGAGGAACUGAUGAGAAAUAUACUCGUAGCAAGCUCACCUUCAAGAAGGAUGAAUUCCAACAGCUAAAGUACUUCCUUGUUGAGGGCCCCAACAUGGAGACAGACAUAAUCUUUGAAGAUAAAGGAGCUCUAGAGCUCGAGAAGGUUGUCUUGUCCUUCGCCAACAUAAUGUCCAUUUCUGGGGCCAACAACCUUCUAAAGUUUAAGCAUCUUGAGUUGAAGGGCAACAAGUCGCUGCUUCUUUCAUCGCUUGAAAAUGCCAAAAAAAUAUCCAAGGUGAUCCUUCAUUCCACCUGGCUGGAUCGUGCUAACCUACAAAUUCUUGCCAAGAAACCAAGAAUCCGCUGCCUGGUGCUCUCCCAAAACUCUUAUGAUGAAAGCCAACUUAUCUUCAACAACAAUGAUUUCCCCGAGCUCAACAUUCUUAUCAUUGAGUGCUCUACCAUCACCAACAUCUCCUUCACCAACGGAGCAGCUCCUAAACUUGAGAAGAUUGUCUGGUCUUUCACCAAGAUGAAUUCUCUCUCGGGCAUCACCGACCUUCCGAAGCUGAAGGAGCUCGAGUUUACUGGUGAUUUUGUCCCUGAUCAGGUGAGGGAUAGCAUCAAAGCACAUACAAAGCAACCUGUUCUUACCAUCAAGCAGCCGCACCAUCAAGAUCAAGGAAAUGGAAGGGUACAAGAAGAUGACAACGAUGGGAAGUUUUCAGCAGCAUGCUCCUGGUUGUUGAAGAACAAGUACUGGCCUGCCGCAGGACAAAACGAAGAUUUCCUUGCAGACAUCCUACAUCCUUCCAUCCAUCCAUGAUCACCAGCUCCCAGGAUGAAUUUCAUGCUUGCAUUGUGUGCUGCAAACUCGCUCCGUCGCACGAUUUGACGAUCGGUAUGUGUGUGUGUGUGUGUGUGUAUCUGUGUGUGUGUGUGUGUAUGUAUGCGUGGUCUGUCCCAAUUGUAAAUAUGUAAUGCUCGUGUAUCCCUGAAUAAUGUUGUGUGUGAGAGUCUGUCUAUACAUUAAAUAAUUCCUAGCUUCCACCUCCUUAAUUGAAUGAUCUGUGUGCAUGCCACCAGAUCAGUGCAUAGCAUGCUAGCAGAUUGGAAGCUUGAGCACUGCAGCUGUGCCCAUCAAUGCAAGCUAUGCUCAUGUAUCAGAUUGGAUUUGUGUAUAUAUGUCAGUAUAUGUGUGGAUUUAUUUCA